AUGGUGGACGUAGGAAAAGAAAUAGAAAUACCAUGGGUUAAACCGGGAAGAAAAGUUAAAACGUUCAUGUUAGGCAAAGACAUUAUCAUUUUAGUGAGUGGAAAUUUUUUGACAUUCAUCGAAACUUCGAAACCGGAAAAAAACGAACUCAUAUAUAAUGCAAAUAGCGAAGCUCGCGGUGAUGGAAUCGAAUGUUUUGCAACUCAUAAAACUCUUAAUUGUUUUGCAUUUGCUGAAAAAGCUAAAAAUCCAAGGAUUUUAAUUCUUUCAUAUCCGAAUUUUGAAAUUUUCCGAAAAUUCGAUAGUGUGACGGAAUUACAAUAUCAAAGUUUAAAAUUUUCCGAAAUGGAAUAUCUAAUAGCUUUGACCGGAAAAAAUGAUUAUAAAAUUGUUAUUUGGAAUUACAGGACGACGGAUAAAAUUUACGUACAAGAAACUAAAAUGAAAUUUCCAAAACAAAACCUUUGCGUGUCAUGUACGUCACCGAUACAAAUCCUUCAAUAUUCUGCCAAUAAUCAUGAAAUUAAUUUUUGGAACAUGAACGUUUGCUAUAAAAAAACCGUCAUAAAUAAAACAAUUCAAAUCCUUAAUGAAAAUAUUUUGCCGCCAUUUUUUUUUUGCUACGGAGCCGAGGGGGAAUUAUAUUUCAUCGAUUCAACGAGUUCCCUAUAUCACGUAAAUUCGGAAAAUAGAAAAGUUAAUUUACAAAUUCCUGGAUCGGGAAGCAAAGGAUUAGAUUAUACUCCGUGUCUUGUAUGGUACAAAGGCGGUUUAGUAUUUACAACCCACGAAGAAGUACAAUUUUGGAGACGUAAAUCUCCCGAAGGGUGGACUCUAGUUUGGGUCUACAUUCCUAAAAUACCUUUCGUCAAACUUCUUUCAUCUGCGACAAAAGAUAACCUCAUAGGAAUUACUAAAUGGAAUGAAGUUAUGAUAUUUAAAGGAGAAACACAAAUCGAUUGCAUCAAGGUAAGAAGUUACGGAUCCGAUUUUGAAUUUUUUUGUUUUAUUUAUCCGGUCGGAGAAUAUUUUUUAACAUUUGGAAACGUCAUGAAAUGUUUUACAACUUGGAGUAAAAUAACUGGAUUAAAGGCGACACAAAUGACUUGGACUAGAAACAAAGUCACGGCUAUGGAAUCAAAUCCCAAGAGACCCUAUUCGGUUGUUUUAACAGAAGAUGGACGAGUUAUUAUAAUAAACACGUACGAUCCAAAAUUUUUAAUGGAACUCGACGAGAUUUUCCUCACGAGAAAUUCUUUGAACGCCGUCAAAUUUUCCUAUCACGGAAUUCAAUUUUGCGUUGCUAAUAUUAACAUCGGUGAAUUUUUUUUACUCAGGUUGCCCAGCAAGUUAGACGUUGUCGCACAGAUAAAAAUCGAUUUGAAAAUUGUCGAUUUUGGUAUCAACGAAGGAACGGAUGGUAAACUUUUCCUAUUUGUCGUUCCCAUGUCUCAACUUUGCUGUCGUUCAGGUCACAAUUUGAUGAUUUACACGUUACUCGAUAAAUCGAAAACAUUUGAAUGCAUCAAAGAUAUUGCCAUGCCUUGGAUAGUUACGUCCAUAUUACCCUCUCCGGAGUCACUGACUGAACUUUUUUGCGUUCCUCAUAGAUCUCGUCAAUUGUACACACUUAACACCCAAACCGGAAAGGCUGGUCAAAAAAUGAACACCGGUCAUCAAUUGAAACUUUUUUCAGUGGCGUAUCAAAACGGUUCAUUAUUUACGUAUGGUAUCGAUGGCAUCAUAUUUGCUCAUAAUAUCGUUACAAGAAAAUGUUUUACCGCAUUUUCAACUCAUCAUCGUCUUAGCGGAGGAAUAAAAAAAAUAAUUAUCGGUCCAUAUAGAAAAUACGUGGUCAGUUUAGGUGAUGAAGGACCCGUUGUUUGUAUUAUUUUAAAAAAAUUAGCAAAAAUGGAUAUGAAAGACGAAAACGAAGCCAUGUUAUUUUCUCCACUUUUCAAACAAAUUUUUUUCCAUCCUCUGGCUAGCGAAAAAGCAAAAUUAAAAGCGCUCGAAAAAUUACUUUUACAAUAUCCGGGACAAGCAGCCGAAACGAGAGAAGAUUUUGUACAAAAAUCUAAAGUGUGGGAAAAAGCUUGGUUGGAGAGUCAAACGGAAGAAAUUCUCUUUCAAGAAGAAACUACGAAUAAAAAAGAAAAAAUGAACAUAAUCGAAGAAUUGGAUGCCAUCAAACUCAAGAUUAGACAAUUACUCAAUGAAAAUAGUGCAAAUCCUCCGGAUAGACAACUUCCGGUUCAAAAUUUCGACGUGGACAAAACGACACGUCGUAAAAAAUUAGAAGAUGGUAAAACGGAUAGGGAAAAAGCAAAACAAAUAGAAUUGGCAACGAUAAAAAGUUAUAAUAAAAUAAGCGAAAUGAUAAUAAAAAUCUGUUGGGAUAGCAUAUUCGUCAAAGGACGAGAAUUGCACGCCAUAUUGAGGCCGACUAUAAUACAAAGCUAUGCACUUUUACCCGAGAGUCCCCCUUCGAAAAUAUCUAAAAAUUUCACAGACGAAAGAGUCAAAUUGGAAAUAUUUUUUCACAAAGGUGAUUUUUUCGAACCCUGGGUUCCCAUGGACGAAAGCACGUUAGAAAUGCAGAUGAAUACAAAAUUUCAAGUUUCGAGCAUAGACAUAACGGAAACGAUAAAAACAAAAUUCAAAGAAGAACAAUUGGACGAAGAAAGUGGUAAAGCACACGCCGAUAGCAUGAUGGAAAAAUUAUCGUGGUCCGGAACUUCGACUCAUAAUUUCAUACAGAUAAAUCCUUAUCACUACAGUCAAUUUGAAUUGGUUACGUUUUUUCAAGCACACCAAGAAAUCGAAUUGAUUCAGUCGGACAUAAAAAAAUUAAUGCUUUGGUUCAAUAAAGAAUUCAAUGAAAAAUUUAAAUUAAAAGAAAUGGAAGUUGAAUUUUUAAUAGAAAGAAAUAAUCGUUUGCGUCACAUCGUGAACGAACUCAAUUAUUUUCGCUUUUUACCGGAAAUUUGUCAAAUUCAAAUCUACGAUCCUCAAUGGUCUCCAUACGAAAAUCCGGAAACGAUAUUGACCGUCGAAGAUUCCGAGAUAAGCGUACCCAAAUAUAUAUCGGAGAGCGAAAUGGAAAUGAUAGAAUUGAAACAAAUGGAAGAAGAAAGGUUGAGGCAAUUACUAUUGGCUGAUGAUUUCAGAGAAAAAGCACUCAUUCAAAUGAUGGAUGGAGUUUUGGAAAAACUAUGGGAAGACGAAAUAAAAAAAGAUCCACCCAAACCGAAAUGUUUGACGGAUAAAGAACCCGAUGCGUACACCGAUGAAGAUUUAAAAGUAAUAAAACAAUAUGAAGAAUCCAUGAAAAUGUUAAUAAGCGAAAGAGAAAGAUAUAAAAAAAUAUUAGAAGAAAGAUGGCAAAAAACAAUUGCUUCCGUUAAAGAUUCGGUGGCGAAAUUCGAUGAUAAAUUAAUGAAAUUUCAUUUUUUAAAAUUAAAAGUUCAAUCGGCUAUAGAACAGGAAACUUUGAAAAUAUUAAGAAUAAGACUUCGCUGUUUUCAAAAAAUCGAACUGGACAGAAAAGAAGAAAAUAUAAAAUCUCACAUGGUUAAAAACGAAAGGAAAAUUGAAUGGAUAAGUACGGAAUUGAACAAGCUCAACGACACUCUUCAAGAUUGUAAAAAUUUUUACGAUAAUUUACAAGUGAAAGAUAAAAAUUUGGAUAAAAAUUUUAAAAAAGAAUUUUCCGAUUUUUCACCCAUGGUAACCGAACAACUUCAUAAAAUAAGCAAGAAAAGACCCAAACUGUCGCAAAAAGCAACUCUAUAUUCCGUUAUACUUCACGAAAUAGGAAAAUGCGUCGUUUCCAACGUCAAGUCGGAAAAUCUACCAACGGAAUGCAUACAAUAUUUAAAAGAAAUCGAUGCUUUGGACAGUCACAGCAACGCUCCAGCAACCGUUAAUCAACAAUCAUGGGAUCUUGUUUGUAAAUUAAGAAGAGCGAAAAUCGAAACGGAAUUAAAAAUCAGAGCUUGUGCAAACGAUUUAGCCGAAGCUGAAGCAACCGUUGCCACAUAUGUCAAAGCAUUGAAACACACGAAAGACCAACAAUCGCAAUUGAUGCACAAUUUACAAGAUUUAAGAAACGAAAGACUUAAUUUAUUGACAAACAAUCAAAUUCAAUUGGUUAUGAAAAAGGGACUCGUCGAAGUUGCCCUAUCAGGACAAAUAUCAGAUUUCGACGAUUGCAUAUUGACAACAAAACAAAAAUUAAUGGAAGUUAACAAUUCUAUAAAAAAAAUGGGUUUGCAAAAAAUAAAAGCGAUGCGUAAAGCGGCAAAUUUUAGAAAAGGAAUUAUUUACAACGAAUGGGAACAUAAAAAAUUAAAAAUGGAAAUUGAAGAUUUAAAAGACAAACUUGAAACCGUGCAAAAAUUCAAGGUUUUAAAAGAACUUCAGUCUAUAUUAGUUGCUCGUGCGAGAGGAUUUUCAGACGAAAAAGGUUUUUUAUAUCUUGAAAAUGAAAUAGCCAAAGCAAAAGAUAAAUUUCUAAAAGUUCAAGAGGAAUUAUCAUCGAAAAUAGAUGAAUUCGAUUUAAAAAUUCAAAAAAUAAAUCAUAAAAAUGAUAUAUUGAAUAGAAAAAUAGAAGAAUUAAAUGUCGAAGUCAACGAAAUGAAUUUGGAAAACGAUAAAGAAUUUGACGAUAUUAAUUUUCAAGCGAAUCAAUUAAAGUUUGUUAAUGAAAAAAAUCCGAGAGAAAAGUAA
Molecule: messenger RNA, 4731 nt
Organism: Pediculus humanus corporis (human body louse)
Lineage: Eukaryota; Metazoa; Arthropoda; Insecta; Psocodea; Pediculidae
Product: retiin, putative
Exons: 23
Coding region: 1-4731 (1576 amino acids)
Biological process (GO): cilium assembly
Cellular component (GO): axoneme
Molecular function (GO): protein binding
Source: RefSeq, a predicted model, not a curated record